CAAUCCCUUGGUCACCAUUGAACCCCCAAACCAAACCCACCAAUCCCACGGAGGUGUGCUCGAGACAAAAAUAGCCUCGUUGGUGUGGCUGAUGCUCGCGGUGUAGUCAGCGUCCUGUGCGUGUCGAUUAACGAGAGCGAAGGCAACAGGCUGUUUUUCAAGGGAACUUUUUUUUGGCUCUCUUCACAAAUCACAGUCUAAUACCAAGAUGGUUAUUAAAGUAUUCCUUGCCACUGCAUCGGGAUCCACAGCGAUCAAGAAGAAGCAGCAGGAUGUGCUCGGCUUUCUUGAAGCUCUCAAAAUCGACUAUGCCCAGCUGGACAUCGCCUGCAGCGAGGAGAACCGCAGGUGGAUGAGGGAGAAUGUCCCCGGGGACAAGAAGCCAGCCAGCGGCAUCCCUCUCCCCCCACAGAUUUUCAAUGAGGAGAGCUACUGCGGGGACUAUGAGACAUUUUUUGAUGCCAAGGAAGACAACGAUGUCUAUACCUUCUUGGGGAUUCCCCCUCCUGCAGGCUUUAAGCGAAAGCAAGCGCCAUCGGAGGAGUGCAAUGGGGAUGUGAAUGGCGAGGAGGAGCCGGCCGCCGAGGAGACCGUGACGGAGGAGGUGGCGGAGGAGGUGGCGGCACCUGUGGAGGAGGCAGCUCCCGAGGCUGCAGAGGAGGAGACGACAGAGGCGGCCGCUGAGGAAGAAGAGGAAGAGGUGGAGGAGGUGGAGGAAGAAGAAGAGGAAGAGGAGGAGGAAGAAGAAGAAGAAGACGAGAGUAAAAGAGGAGCCGCGGAGGAGGAACCCCAGGAAGCUGACGCAGAGGGUGAAGACGAAAAGGGUGAAGACGAGCAGCCGAUGUCCGAGGGAGAAGAGGAGUUGGUCUCCGAGGAGGAAGAAGAGCUUCGGCAGCUUGAGGAUGAAGAAGAGGAGGUCGAAGUUUCCGAGGAGGAAGAGGAAGAGGAAGAAGAGGAGGCCUAGAGAACCAGAUCGGGAGUGGAGAAGGAGUCGUGGUUUUGUCGCCAAGCUUGGUCUCUUCCCCGGUUGUCCUGCACCCCUGUUCCCCGCUGAAGCUCCAAGGUGCCCCUAACCCCAACCCCACCACCCCCCCUUCCUCAAAAAGAAACCGGACCCACUGACAGUCCACCUACAACCGAAGCCAGGGCUGGUACUGGAGAGCCAUCCCACUACCCCACCUCUCUCUCCCAGGAAAGGAGGUUUACGCCUGGUGGGAACCCUCCGAUAACAGCCCCCCCACCCCAUCUUUCCCUCUGGACACCCACUUAUACAAAAACUCUAUUCUUUUUGUUGUUGCUGGUGUGUGCUACUGAAAAGAGAAAAACGUAUACGUAAAUGCUGCUGCUGUUGCUGCUUUCAUUGCAAUUGUGUGCAGCGUCCAUCAAGAGGAAUACAGAUUCAGACCCUGAUCUAAACCCUUAUUUAGAAAUCGAAACCUGUCUAAUCUGUUUUGAACACUGUGCUUUGUUGUUGUACUGUACAUACGAAAAAUAUAGAAUAGAUUUUUCUAAAAAGAGAAGGAAGUGUUUCUUACCCUGAUGUCGCCUGAUCACUAAUGGUAUUGCCAUGGUAACCUUCAUGCACCGGAGGGAAAGCCCGUUGUGUUCUUGAACACCAGGCCUCCAUCUUAAUGUCUCUUUGAAUUUGCCCUUGUGCCAAUGAGUGAAUGUUUUAUACUGGUAUAAAUGUGUGAUCCUACUACUGACAAAACUCAAGCCCCUACACCACACCUAAAUGUUCCUCAGGAGUCAAUAUAUAUAUAAGGAAAACAAAUAGGCCAAAUUCUGACAGCAUGCAGACUCCCGUCCUCGGUCUGUGCUUGCAACCUUGCGUUUCGCUGACGACCCGACUCGGUGGAAAAAACAAUAAAGUUUCCCCGCUGUCAGCCUAGCCACAACAACUUUUGGGGGAAUAUUCUUCAUUCACCAUCCCGUUUGCAAAUGAGAAAAUUACAUCAGAAUUGAGGUUUUGUGAGAUAUUGAAAUUCAAUUCUGUUGUCGGUGACAAGGCCACAAGGAGACAAGUGAAUGAGCAACGGAGGACGGGAGUCCGCAGAUUGGAAUUCGCUCUUGGAGUCAGUUCUGGCCAGAGUGAGGCUGACGGUCAAUGAAACGCACAUCCACCUGAAGGAGAGGAAACUGAAGUACCCCACCACUGCUGACAUCUUUUCUUUUGCUGACUUCAACUUGACCACACUGUAAAAAUUCAAAAUUACUUGAAGAGCCUUCAGUUUGCCCUUGUGUAGAGUAACCCUUGAAAGUCGAAAAUGUGACAAAUAAGUUCUUGGAAGAACCCCAAGGAUUUCUUUUUCAGAGAACACAGGAACCCAAAGGCCAUUUGAGGAACCUUUCAGCUUUGUAAGAACCUCUGAAGGUUCUGUAUGGAACCACAGGGAAUUCUUCCCACAAGGGUUCAUGACAGGACCUUUCGGUUCCCCCAUGAACCAAAGGAAGGUUCUUUGAGGAACCUUGACAUUUUUACAGUGCAGUGGGUCUUGCAAGCCUGAGAUGCAAAUAUUAUAUUACUCUAAGGUCCCGUCCACAUUAAGCAGGAUAAAUACAAAUCCGCCUAUCUGUAGAACAAACAAUCUCCGUCCACACUUGUCGUUAACAGAAGUGCUGUCAUAGCAACAGAACAUUUUCUGAUCCCUCCACUUCAGCUGUCGUUUUGAAAAAGCUCAGCUUACCGAGUUCGAACUUGCUGUAUUAGUGUGGAUAGGAGGGAGGUGUUAAAGGAUACAGUACAUUAUUAUAUAAUUACAUAUGUAUCCUGCUUAUUGUGGGCUGGGCCUUAGUAGGCUGGCUGUCUGCCUGCCCACCUGUCUGUCUGCCCGUCUGCCUGUUCUGUUGGUUUGUUGGUGUGGUCUGUUUGUGUGUUAUUGUACGUUGCAUGUUAGGUGUAGGAGAUGGGAAAACGUGGUCUUCUUACAAUAAAGCCAAUAAAACAUCCA
Molecule: messenger RNA, 2951 nt
Organism: Engraulis encrasicolus (European anchovy)
Lineage: Eukaryota; Metazoa; Chordata; Actinopteri; Clupeiformes; Engraulidae
Product: adapter SH3BGRL-like
Exons: 12
Coding region: 209-964 (251 amino acids)
Cellular component (GO): cytoplasm
Source: RefSeq, a predicted model, not a curated record